AUGCCGUUCACUCGCACUGUUUAUCAGGCGUUACAGCGCUCAUACCCCUAUUCAGCCAGGACAGCGGCUCGGAGCUGGGCUUCUUACUCAACUACAUCGAUACCCUCCCUGGACCGUCUGAAGGGGGCAACAUGCAUGGUUACGGGGGGUUCAUCGGGUAUUGGCCUUGGAAUAGCGCAACGGUUUCUCCUGGAAGGGGCAGAGAGAAUCAUUCUUAUUGGACGGAAUAGACAACGACUCGAGGAUGCUGUGAAACAGUUAAAUCCCGAUGCCACCUUGGAUGAAAGCUCUGAAACAGCCAAAAUCGUACAUUCGGACCAGUUCUCACUAGUGAUGGGAGAUGUUGGCAGUCCGAGAUUCUGGUGUGAAGAUGUCAAGCGGCUGAUGGGGGGAGUUGAUAUCCUGGUCAACGCCGCCGGGGUUUCUCACUCGUCUCUUCUCCCUACUGCGAAGGACGAACAUAUUACCCAGAUACUGAAUACCAACCUGCAAGGAACAAUCUUUGCUUGUCGAAGUAUGACCAGACAGGCCCUUCGUCAGCGGCGAGCACAGCAGCGACAGGCAGAGGAUGGCUCAGCGGGAUCCUAUUCCGGAUCAAAGUGUAUCAUUAAUAUCUCGUCCUUGCAUGCGUCCAAGGGGGGAGUGGGCGUGGCAACGUAUGCGUCUACCAAGGCUGGGGUGAUUGCUUUGACCAGGGCUAUUGUUGCGGAGUCAAACUUGUCUUCCUCUGGAGCAAAUAUUCGUGCAAAUGUUAUUGUUCCUGGCUACAUUGACACAAAGAUGCUCGACGAGCUUAGUGAGAAAUUCCGUAAGGAGGUGGUGCAAUCCAUUCCCCUUCGGCGAUUAGGGAUGGUCGAAGAAGUGGCCGAUGCUGCUGUGUUUGUGGCCACGAACCAAUAUGCCAAUAACUGCGUGCUAAACAUUGACGGAGGACUGAGUGCUGCGUGA
Messenger RNA from Nannizzia gypsea CBS 118893, 948 nucleotides. Its product is annotated as 3-ketoacyl-(acyl-carrier-protein) reductase. NCBI's taxonomy places the organism in Eukaryota, Fungi, Ascomycota, Eurotiomycetes, Onygenales, Arthrodermataceae. Gene Ontology annotation, molecular function: oxidoreductase activity, acting on the CH-OH group of donors, NAD or NADP as acceptor. The transcript has 3 exons. Bases 1 to 948 code for a protein of 315 amino acids. The record is from RefSeq and is a predicted model, not a curated record.